Drosophila sulfurigaster albostrigata is the source of this 609-nucleotide messenger RNA. RefSeq names its product collagenase-like. Gene Ontology annotation, biological process: proteolysis. The transcript has 2 exons. NCBI's taxonomy places the organism in Eukaryota, Metazoa, Arthropoda, Insecta, Diptera, Drosophilidae. Gene Ontology annotation, molecular function: serine-type endopeptidase activity. Bases 1 to 609 code for a protein of 202 amino acids. The record is from RefSeq and is a predicted model, not a curated record.
AUGGCCGAUAAAGGCCAACGGGCUAAUUGUGGUGGCUCCUGUAUUGACCACAAUUGGGUUUUGACUGCUGCCAGCUGCAUAGCAGACUCAUCUGCUCCGGUCUUGCGCAUAGUCAGUAAGAAAGACAUCAUCGAAUUCAAGGACAUUGACGAUUCUAUUCCUUUCGCCGAUAUCUCGCUUCUUCGCAUUAAACAUGUUGAAUACAACAAAAACAUUCAACCCGUUAAGCUACCGAAGAUCCAAUCACACUAUAAAAUCUACGCUGGUUCUGAGGCUAUCAUUACAGACUGGAGAGAUACCUUUAACGCUUCCAACCCUAAGCCCAAAAUACUCCAAUACGGUAAAGUCGAAAUCAUAAACAAUACAGAUUGCAGGGCUUUAUAUGGAAAAGAAAUAGUUUCCUCUGCUCUCAUCUGCUCUUCGGCUGCCUCGGAUGUAUCCCCAUGGAACGGCGACUCUGGUGGCCCACUGGUGCAAUUGCCCAGUUUGGUCCAAGUCGGUAUAACCUCGUUUUACACCCCCGAUAACCAAUUAGGAUACCCCGCCGUCUUCACCCGGGUUACAUUUUUCCUCGAGUGGAUCAAGCAACACACCGGUCUCCCUUUGUAA